Homalodisca vitripennis (glassy-winged sharpshooter) is the source of this 846-nucleotide messenger RNA. RefSeq names its product 52 kDa repressor of the inhibitor of the protein kinase-like. Gene Ontology annotation, molecular function: protein dimerization activity. Bases 1 to 846 code for a protein of 281 amino acids. The transcript has a single exon. Lineage: Eukaryota; Metazoa; Arthropoda; Insecta; Hemiptera; Cicadellidae. The record is from RefSeq and is a predicted model, not a curated record.
AUGUCGACAAUAUGGCUAAAGGUGCUUGUUGCAAUAGACAACAAAAAUAAAGUAUUACAAGCCCGAUCAACAACUCUAGACGUUGAAACAAAAAAUCUGAAUGAUUUAAUAGAGGAACUAAAAGUACUGAGAGACAGAUGGAGCAAUCUCUACACUGAGGCCAAGCUAGUGGCAGGCAACAUGGCUGAGAGUGUAGAUUGCGAAACUGAUUUUAAGGAAAAAAGAUUAAAGAAAAGAAAGAUUUUUCAUGACGAAACAAGGGACGGCACGGAACAUCAAUUAAAAAACGAAGAGGAACGUUUUAGGAUUGAUGUCUUCUUCAAGAUCUUAGACUCAGUCUUAGGGGGACUGUCUCAGAGAUUCGAGUUUGCUGGAAAAAUCAGCAACCUUUUCCAAUGUCUUUGGAAAUAUAUUGAGGAAGACGACAGUUUUAUUGAGCAGCAAUGUUUGAGUCUGUGUCAAACAUACAAAGAGGAUAUUGAGAUGGAAAUUUUAAAUGAAUUUAAACAUUUGAAAUCGAUUCAUCGCACUAACUUGGGGGAACAAACUCUUCAACCAUUAAGUCUAAUAAACGCUCUAAGGAAGAACAAACUAGAUAGUAGUUUAUUUCCAAAUAUCACUACAGCGAUCCGGUUGUUCUGUUGCAUACCUGUAUCUGUCAGCCAAGGGGAGAGGAGCUUCAGUUUGAUGAAAAGAAUUAAAAGUGCAAAUCGUUCUACGAUGACGCAAGACCGCAUGAAUGACCUGAGUAUUCUAGCCAUGGAGUCAGAUUUGGCACGUAGUUUGAAAUAUGACGACAUUAUAGAAGACUUUGCUGGGAAGAAGGCCCGACGAGUUGUGUUUUAG